Pseudomassariella vexata is the source of this 327-nucleotide messenger RNA. RefSeq names its product kinetochore component CENP-S-domain-containing protein. Gene Ontology annotation, biological process: resolution of meiotic recombination intermediates; replication fork processing. The coding region runs from base 1 to 327 and encodes 108 amino acids. The record is from RefSeq and is a predicted model, not a curated record. Gene Ontology annotation, cellular component: FANCM-MHF complex; Fanconi anaemia nuclear complex. Gene Ontology annotation, molecular function: chromatin binding; protein heterodimerization activity. The transcript is spliced from 3 exons. NCBI's taxonomy places the organism in Eukaryota, Fungi, Ascomycota, Sordariomycetes, Amphisphaeriales, Pseudomassariaceae.
AUGGCAGACGAACCUGAUGAGGAUGUGCGCGAGCGUCUCAGGGCUGCACUUUGGUUCGCAGUCGGCAAGAUGGUUGACGAAGAGUCUCUGAGAAGAAACAGAAAUGUUACUCCCCAGUUCAUUGGCGCAUUGAUGGAAAUGGUGUGGACACAUAUAGAGAGCGUCGCAAUGGACCUCGAGAGCUUCAGUCGCCACGCUGGACGGUCGACAAUAACCACCGAUGAUGUCUUGCUCCUCGCAAGACGAAACCAAGAUUUACAUGGUAUUAUCAAGGACUUUGUCGACAAGGAGAAAGCGGCCAAGGCGAAGGGGAAGUCAAAGAAAUGA